Molecule: messenger RNA, 978 nt
Organism: Protopolystoma xenopodis
Lineage: Eukaryota; Metazoa; Platyhelminthes; Monogenea; Polystomatidea; Polystomatidae
Source: the annotation of a GenBank genome assembly
AUGACUAGGACAUUGUCCAAAACCUCACCAAAUUCAACUAUCGCCACCGGAACAAACCGGCACCUAUAUCUGACGGCACACGCCAAUGCGAACACACCUUUCUCGGGUAACACGACGCCAAAUUCAACGAGCACCUCACUCACAAGCCCAGUUUCAGAUACGGGGCACUCGAUCCCGCAGUUGCGCCAGGUUGGGCCACUAGGCUUAUCUGCGCCAUAUAAUGACCAAUCGCAGAUGCUCUCAAUUGGCAGUCAGGAUACACCAUUACUGACAACAGUUCCUUCUGCAUCGUCAACUCGCUUUUCCCGUCCCCGUGAGGUCCGUUUUCCUUGGAGUAUGCAUACAACAAGCACAAAGUCUGCGGACGACGUGCUAAGGGCAAUCCUGAACGCACUUAAUGUUACUUCCGGGUGUCUUUUUGUCAUUGACCCAAACUGGACCUUUCUAUUGCAUUGUUCAUGGGCGCCUAAUCGGCCUUCUAUGGGUAGCCGGCGACAAGCAAUGGCCAACAAUGCAUUAGCUGCCGCGGCUGCCGCUGCUGUGGCUGAAGCCACAACAGAAGCAUCCAGUACUCCAGCUUCGGCAGCCUCACAGAUUGACCCUACCACUAUUUCAACUAAUGCAGCCACCAAAGCUGCCGCCGAGGCAGUUGUGAUGACUACAUUGAUGGCGGCUGCUACCACUAUGACUGAGGCUGAUAAGGCCACCGAAUUUUCUAGCUCAGAAGAACCUGGAUCUCAAAAUUUGCCACAGACGUCUUGUUCAUCCCCAGUAGCCGUUGCGGCGGCGGCUUCGGCGGCAGCAUACGGCCCCCCAGUCUGCUCCGGUGUGAAUCCGGAUGAUCCAGUACACUGGGAGAUGGAGGUAUGCCAGCUGCCUAGGGUCCAUUUGCGCGGUGUCCGACUAAAGCGCAUUCGCGGAUCGGCUAUGCAGUUCAAACAAGUGGCUGGGCUUGUAAUGGCGGCAAUGCAUUUGUGA